UUACGCCUCAACUCGAGCAGGAUUUUUUUUCUCUUCAAGCGGGUGUCGCUAACAGGCGUCUGUUUGUAGGAACAAAUUUGCUCUUUUAAGUAUUUAAAUAUACAUAUGUGUUUCUAUCUACUCAGUUUUACAAAGAGACAAGAGUUGGGUAUCUAGAACAUGCCAAAAAACAAAGGUAAAGGAGGAAAGAACCGGCGACGUGGUAAGAAUGAAAAUGAGUCGGAGAAGAGGGAGCUGGUUUUCAAAGAGGAUGGGCAAGAGUAUGCCCAGGUGAUAAAGAUGUUGGGAAACGGCAGAUUGGAGGCCAUGUGCUUUGAUGGUGUCAAACGACUUUGUCACAUCCGAGGAAAACUCCGGAAAAAGGUUUGGAUCAACACCUCGGACAUCAUCCUCAUAGGCCUGAGGGAUUACCAGGACACGAAAGCGGAUGUUAUUUUGAAGUACAAUGCUGAUGAAGCUCGGAGUCUGAAGGCGUAUGGAGAGCUUCCAGAACACGCCAAAAUCAAUGAGACGGACACGUUCGGACCCGGAGACGACGACGAAAUUCAGUUCGAUGAUAUUGGAGAUGAUGACGAGGACAUUGAUGAUAUCUAACGUGGAGCUGCUGCUAAGGAGGAAGUGGACUUCUGUGUGCCGGCAGAGACGGGCUGCGUGGAGUCUGACCCUCUCUUGGACCCCGUGACUCAGAUUUAGGGCUUUCAUCACUAACUACACGACUGUACCAGUAUCAACAAUGCGCUUAGUUUUUACUGUAUUUAUAUUAAUUUCACACCAAAUGGCAUUUAGUUGAAGAAUCUCUGGAUUUACAAUAAUAAACAAAAAAAAAACAAUUUAAUGUUUGUCUUGCAGUCUGUAAUUCUUGUAGUGUUCAGAUGAUCAAGAGAAAUGUUUCAGAAGAGUAGCUUCCUGUCUGUUUUUGAUUUUUAAUUAGAUAAAUAGGUCGAUGAUGGGACGCGCAUCGAGUCUGUCUCUGGGAAAUCACAGGAAUGUUUCCACUGAUAUUUUUAUUUGUAAAUUUUUUUUUUUUAUAAUUAUUUUUUUAAACAGAAGUCUGUGGUGGUGUGUGGGGCUUUUUUUUUUUUUAAAUCCACAGAGCUGCUUAAAAAACCCAAACUAAAUUGGCCCUGGAGAUGCACCGAUGCUUUUUCUCUUCAUGACUGAUGCUAAUUUCGUGCACUGAUUCUGAUCUAAUCUUUAAAAUCUCUGCACGUCUCGUUAUGUUUCCUUUUAAACAAGUUAAUUAAUAGUAGCAUUUCUGUCCGUGUAUAUGGAGUUCAAAUGUGAGGUUUUUUUUUUUUUUUUUCUGAAAUGUUUCUUGAAUUCAUUCUAUAAUUUUAAGGGGGGGGGAAUUGAAGCUCAAUAUUUUUGUAUACAAGAAUCAAAACUGAAAUGAUGGGUCAUUUUUUAAUGAAUUGUGUCCUUCGGGGGGGGAACCAACAAAAAACAAAUUGUCUUUAAUUUGUGGAUUUACAUCGUUAACAUUACCAUCAGGAUGACGUAAUGGAAAAGUAGGUGGUGUUCCUUUUCUGCUGCUUUUACUCGAUAAAAACAAAAUUUGAUUUUGAAAUAAAAGCCCGUACUAACUGAAA
This is a messenger RNA of Neoarius graeffei (lesser salmon catfish), 1589 nucleotides long. It is a transcript of the gene eif1axb, whose product is annotated as eukaryotic translation initiation factor 1A X-linked b. Gene Ontology annotation, cellular component: cytoplasm. The coding region runs from base 160 to 594 and encodes 144 amino acids. Gene Ontology annotation, molecular function: translation initiation factor activity; RNA binding. Gene Ontology annotation, biological process: translational initiation. The record is from RefSeq and is a predicted model, not a curated record. NCBI's taxonomy places the organism in Eukaryota, Metazoa, Chordata, Actinopteri, Siluriformes, Ariidae. The transcript has 7 exons.